Messenger RNA from Dictyostelium purpureum, 1332 nucleotides. RefSeq lists its product as uncharacterized. Gene Ontology annotation, biological process: mitotic spindle organization. Gene Ontology annotation, cellular component: nucleus; protein phosphatase type 2A complex; cytoplasm. The record is from RefSeq and is a predicted model, not a curated record. Lineage: Eukaryota; Evosea; Eumycetozoa; Dictyosteliales; Dictyosteliaceae. The transcript is spliced from 3 exons. Bases 1 to 1332 code for a protein of 443 amino acids. Gene Ontology annotation, molecular function: protein tyrosine phosphatase activator activity; peptidyl-prolyl cis-trans isomerase activity.
AUGGAAAAUAAUAGUAGUAUUAAAUUACCAACCAGUUUAUUUAAUAAUAAGCCAUAUAAUCACUUAGAAACUAUUUCUAAAUUAUCAACUGAUCCAACCAAAGUUAACGAUCCACCAGUUAUAAUUGAAAAACCAGAGGGUAUGAAGUUAGAAAAGAAAAUUAUAACAAAAAGAGAUUUAAGAUCAUUCCACACUUCAUCAACAUAUGGCGAGUUAUUAAAUUUUGUAAUACAAUUAUCAUUAGAUUGCCAAGGAAAAUCAUUAAAAAAUGAUUUACCACUUACAAAUAACGUUAAAUUAUUACUAGAGUUAUUAGAAAAGUUAAAUCAAUUUGUUAGAGAUAUUCCACCUAAACCAAUUAGAACUAGAUUUGGUAAUGAAUCAUUUGUAGAGUGGAUAGAUUUAAUUGAAAGAGAAGCACCUAAAAUUUUAUUUAAUUUAUUAAACAAUAAAGCAAUUGAUGAACCUAUAGAGCAAGAAAUACCAUUAUAUUAUCAAGAGAUAUCAGGCUAUUUAACUCAUAGUUUUGGUGAUAAAUCAAGAAUUGAUUAUGGCAGUGGUCAUGAGUUAAACUUUAUUUGUUUCUUAUUUUGUUUAGUUAAAAUUGGAUUUUUAAAAAGAGAAGAAUAUCAAUUAUUAGUAUUAAAGGUAUUUUUUGGAUAUUUAAAUUUAAUGAGAGUAUUACAAGAAAACUAUUGGUUAGAGCCAGCUGGUUCUCAUGGUGUAUGGGGUUUGGAUGACUAUCACUUUUUACCAUUUUUAUUUGGAUCAUCACAAUUAAUCGAACAUAAAUAUAUCAGACCAAAAUCAAUUAGAAAUGACGAAAUUAUAAACUCAAGUUUUGCAGAAGAGUAUAUGUAUUUAGGUUGUAUCCAUUUCAUUAAUAAGGUUAAAACAGGUGGUAGUUUAUUAGAGCAUUCUCCAAUGUUGGUCGAUAUCAGCGGUGUUAAAAACUGGUCAAAGGUUAAUGAAGGAAUGAUUAAAAUGUAUAAACAAGAAGUUUUAAAUAAAUUACCAAUUAUGCAACAUUUAUUAUUUGGUUCCAUUCUUCCAUAUAUAGAUAAUCCAGAUGUCAAAGAAGAACCUUCUGAAUUAGCAGAAAGAAAACCAAUAGUAACUCAUUCAUUCUCAUCCUGUGGUUGCAUUUCUAGAGUACCUUCAGUUUUUGCUGUUGCAAAUACAGAUAAAAUUAUAGCUUCAACAAAUAGUACAACUGAUAAUAAUACUCCUCACUCUCACAAUCAUUCAAAUGAAUGCGAUUCAACUGAUCAUUCUCAUCACAAUCACAAUCAUACUCAUAAUCCAAAACCAAAUUAUUUCCCAUUAGAUUAA